Molecule: messenger RNA, 660 nt
Organism: Syngnathus typhle (broad-nosed pipefish)
Lineage: Eukaryota; Metazoa; Chordata; Actinopteri; Syngnathiformes; Syngnathidae
Product: nucleoredoxin-like protein 1
Exons: 3
Coding region: 1-660 (219 amino acids)
Biological process (GO): photoreceptor cell maintenance
Cellular component (GO): mitochondrion
Source: RefSeq, a predicted model, not a curated record
AUGGUAGACCUGUUUCUCGAUCGGGUCCUGGUGAAGAACAACAGGGACCAGGAUGAGCUGGAUACUGAACAUGAGAUUGCCAUUCGCCUACAGAACCGCAUCCUGAUGCUCUACUUUGCUUCUGCUGUAUGUGACCGAUGUCGAGAGUUUGCGCCCAAACUCAGUGACUUCUUCACACGCUUGACGGAUGAGUUCUAUGUGGAUCGCUCUGCUCAGCUGGUCCUCCUGUACAUCAGUUUGGACCAAUCAGAAAAAUAUCAAUUCGACGUUCUCAAACAGUUGCCCAAAAAGUGCCUGUUCCUCACUUAUGGGGACCCCUACAGGAGGGAGCUGGAGGACAUGUUUAACAUCAAAGAGCUUCCCACAGUGGUGGUCUUGCGUCCCGACUGCUCGGUCCUCACCCCAAACGCAGUAGAUGAGAUCAUCCUCCUCGGUCCGGAGUGCUACCGCAACUGGAAGGAAGCGGCGGAGCUCAUUGACAGGAACUUCAUGAUCAGUGAGGACUUUCAGGAGAAGUCCAUGCGCAGUUUCACUGAUCCUUUGAGAAGACUCAAGUACAAGGUGGAGAAUGAGAAGAAAAGGAAUGAGACUAAAGGAUGGGGUGGAGAUGUGGGGGAUCAUGCAGAGGUGGAUCAAAAAGGAGACAGCUCACUAUGGUGA